AUUGUCAUCAAAAUGGGAACUGCAGAGGGAGAUAACCUCUCACCAUUGAUACCGAUACCUACCAAGAAUGUAGAUAAGAAAUGUGAGAUGUGUGAGCAGGAUUCAUCCAAGUACACUUGUCCAAGAUGCCAGAUGAAGACGUGCUGCCUCUCCUGCGUAAAGAACCACAAGUCACAGAGAGGAUGCUCAGGGGUGAGGGAUAAGACGCCUUACGUUCCCAUCAAGGAGUUCACAGAGAAUCAUCUUCUGAACGAUUACCGAUUGUUAGAAGACAUGGACAGAAAGCGUUAUGCUGCUAAUGGAGAUGUAAAGAACAAGCCAGGCUACCUCAACUUCAGAUGGAAGCUGGUUAGUAAGAAGGCAGCUGAUAGAGGUGUGAGGCUCAGACUGUUACCACAUUUCUUCUCUAAGCACAAAGAAAACUCCACCACAUUUAUCAAGAAAACCAAGUUGAUAGCAUGGCAUGUGAAGUGGAUCUUUCCUAAAUCCAGUGCUGAAUUCACAGAUACAAGGCUGAGUGAGGAAGUCAUUCUGAGAGAAGCAUUAGAUAAGUACCUUCAUCCUGACAGAGCCGAUCCAGUCAUACGUCAAAGACUAAAGAAGUACUGUUCCAAAGGGAUUGAUGAUGUGGAGGUGUACAUGAAGGUUGAGGACAAACCUGCUAAUACUGUCAGGUACUACAGCCUGGCUUUAGACAAGACCCUUGGUGCUAACCUGAAAGGGAAGAUCAUUGUAGAGUACCCUACAUUCCACGUCACGCUGCGUGACGACACUGAGCAGUAUCAACUGCUUGACCACGAAAAAAUGGACCAGUCACGUGUUGCAGUUGAAAACAACUCCCAGUCUGUGAAUACGCUGGAGCAAGAGAAGGAAGAUGGAGAAGACGAAGGCCCUCCAGAAGAAACAACAUCACAUCAAAUAGAUGAUGCUAAAUCGCAGUCUGUGAAUACAGUGGAGAAAGAGAUGGAGGACGGUGAAGAUGAAACCCCUCCAGAAGAAACAACAUCACAUCAAAUAGAUGAUGCUAAAUUGCAGUCUGUGAGUACAGUAGAGCAAGGGAUGGAGGACGAAGAAGAUGAAACCCCGCCAGAAGAAACCACAUCACGUCAAAUAGAUGAUUUAAAACCUCAGUCUCUGAGUACUAUGGAGCAAGAAAGGAAAGACGGUGAUGCAGAUGAAGGUCUGCCAGAAGAGAUAUCAUCACACAAAAUGAACAAUACCAGAUAAAACUUACCAAAUUGAGGCUUGUUUGCACAUGUUAACUUGAACUGUGAUGGUUUUUUAUUCGCACUUAAGCGUACUACACUUACUUUUCUUUAUAAUUGACUAAAUUACAAUGUAUAGCUUAUAAACAUAAUCUGUAACCCAACUGCAACUGUAACAUAAAGUAUGUUAUAUAAAUGUCUAUUUUUUAAUCCUUUUUUAAGUUUUAUUUAGUGUUCUAAAAAUCGGUAAAGAGUCCUUAAUGGACCAUGGACUUGGUGGUAUCCAUAUUUGAAAUAAAUACUUGAUGAAACAACACAUAACGCACAGAGAAGUGAGUAUGUGUAAGGCUACUGUUGAAUGCAGUUACUCCUUUCAUCCCCACUUGCCAUUCAUUCAGUACACACACAAAAAUGUGAACUGGUUAUUGCGGCAUAUGUGAACGACCCUUUAGAGAUCACAAUUAAACCAAAACAAAAGAUAAAGUCAGAUGAAUCUCACCAAAUCUAGAAAUAUAAUGAGACCAAUCCAUCGCAGCUAUAUCAACCCCUUACAAUGAUUACAUGUGUAGCUAAGCACCAAGGCAUUUGACACUGUUGAUCUGAUCAGUGCAAUAGACCAGGGGCCCGUUACUCGAAACUGUC
Messenger RNA from Strongylocentrotus purpuratus (purple sea urchin), 1847 nucleotides. RefSeq names its product box C/D snoRNA protein 1 (gene znhit6). The transcript has 10 exons. Bases 13 to 1227 code for a protein of 404 amino acids. The record is from RefSeq and is a predicted model, not a curated record. Gene Ontology annotation, cellular component: pre-snoRNP complex; nucleus. Gene Ontology annotation, biological process: maturation of LSU-rRNA from tricistronic rRNA transcript (SSU-rRNA, 5.8S rRNA, LSU-rRNA); snoRNA localization; box C/D snoRNP assembly. NCBI's taxonomy places the organism in Eukaryota, Metazoa, Echinodermata, Echinoidea, Camarodonta, Strongylocentrotidae.